This is a messenger RNA of Zerene cesonia (dogface butterfly), 3032 nucleotides long. RefSeq names its product integrator complex subunit 7 (gene INTS7). Gene Ontology annotation, biological process: snRNA 3'-end processing. Lineage: Eukaryota; Metazoa; Arthropoda; Insecta; Lepidoptera; Pieridae. Gene Ontology annotation, cellular component: integrator complex. The coding region runs from base 71 to 2956 and encodes 961 amino acids. The transcript is spliced from 17 exons. The record is from RefSeq and is a predicted model, not a curated record.
UCGCUUGCGGUCCUGCUAAAUCUUUAUUUGUUUUCAUUCGGAAUAAUUUACUAAAAACAAAAUACAAAAUAUGAUUGGUGUGAGAUUAAAUACAUUCAACGAUAAUGCCGGUGAACCGGAACAAGAUGCUAAUUCUGCAUUGACAGAACUAGAUAAAGGUCUCAGAUCUGGGAAAGUUGGCGAGCAAUGCGAAGCAAUCGUUCGUUUCCCGCGUCUCUUCGAAAAGUAUCCAUUCCCGAUUCUAAUUAAUUCAUCGUUUCUGAAACUGUCGGAUGUGUUUCGUAUGGGCAACAAUUUCUUGCGAUUAUGGGUUUUACGGGUUUGCCAGCAGAGCGAGAAGCAUCUGGACAAGAUUUUGAACGUUGACGAGUUCUUAAGGCGGGUUUUCAGUGUGCUCCAUUCUAAUGAUCCAGUUGCAAGGGCAUUGGCUUUGAGAACUUUGGGAGCAGUGGCUGGUAUCAUACCGGAGCGGCAGAACGUCCACCACGCUAUACGACGAGGUCUAGAAAGUCACGACAAUGUAGAAGUGGAAGCUGCUAUAUAUGCAACUACAAGAUUCGCAGCACAUUCUAAUGCAUUUGCCGUAUCCAUGUGCAACAAGCUAUCAGACAUGGUGGAGUGUGAAAGUACAGGUGCAGAAAGGAGGGCUAAACUUGUGAGAGCUCUAAGGACUGUUCAUGGUGGAGCUGUUCGAGCGCAAGGGGUCUUAAAACUUCUCCGAUCGCUCUUAGAGAGGUUCCCAUCUUCCAGCUCAGUGAGGGCAGCUAUAACAGCCCUCACUGCAAUAGCAGCUGAUACAGUGGUUCAUGUGCCAGAUCAGGUCGAACUACUUCUCAGUCUGGCGAUGAACGAUCCCCGAUCAGCCGUUCGUAGAGCGGCUCUGCUUGGUCUGCGGAAGUUAGCUGAGCAUGCAGCGCUCUGGUCGGCUGAGUCGAUACAGGAUUUGGUGCGAGCCGCUGGUGAGACGCAGGACUCGGAGCAUACCAUGCUGUGCUUGCAGGUUAUGCAGAUACUAGUGAAAUGCCCAGCCAUAUGUGCAUCAGCGGGGAGUCCCCGAGUUGGCAGCCCCAGCGCUCUCCGCCAGUUCUGUUCCGAUGCUGCACUCAGCGUGGAUCUGCACCAGGCUGCGAUUGCUGCUGAUGUGCUGACGAGGAUCGUGGUGCAUUGCUAUGAAGAAACACUACCAGUGGAGGGUGCGGAUCUCAUGUUAGCUUUGGAAUCUCUCGUUAUUUGCACUGGAUACUCGCCGGAACAGAAUAUCAAACCUUUGAGGAUAGCCCUGCGUUGUUUGGUGCAAUUGAGCACGGCGGAACCGACGCUGUACGCGGAACGCACCGCCGCAGUGGUGGGGGGGCAGCUGUCGGUGGGUGUGGUGGGGGGCAAGGAGCCGGUGGGGGGGAAGCGGCAAGCGGCCCUGCUGGAAGCUCUCGCGGCGCUGGCCGGCUCCCACAUUGCGCCUGCGCUGCGUUAUCUCUUGCCGGCUUUGGAUGCUGCCAAAGAGGCUGCCCGUAACGACCUAAGUUACGACGGUACAACACUAGUGCUAAUCUGCACAGUGCUGCUCCAAGAGCGAGCCCGUGCAGCCUUGACUAUGAAGCUUAAAAGCUCAUGGAUGGACAGGAUCCUGGAGGCGAUAGCUGGAGCUGAUGGAUGGACGAGAUAUAGAGUUGCCAGGGUUUGUUUGAGGUACGGUCACCACAAACUAGCGGCCGAGAUACUAAAGCGUCUCUCGCGGGAGGCGCCCAGCGAGGCGGCGCAGCGCUGGCUCACGGCGCUGCACCGCGCCGCCGACGCUGACGCUACUCUGUUGGAAGUCGGUAUUAGCGGGCUCGAAGAGGCGAGCGCCAAGUGGGAGCUGUUCGGGUCGGCGGGCGUGUCGGCGCGCGGCGGCUGCUCGGGCGGCUGCGGCGGCUGCGGCGCCUGCGAGCCGCUCGCGCCCGCCUGGGCGGCUGCGCGCGCGCACGCGCUGGCCGCGCUCGCGCGCGCCGCCGCCGCCGCGCGCGCGCUCUGCACGCAGCCCCCGCCCGCCAUCGCGCUCGCGCACGCGCAGGCGGCGCGCGACCCGGCGGCGCGCGCGGGCGCGAGCGCGCACGCGCUGCGGCGGGCGGCGCGCGCGCUGCACGCGGUGGCGGCGCGCUACGGCGCCAUCGCGCGCACCGCCUUCCACGCGCACACCUCUACGCUGCGCCUGUUCGACAUCUCACAAUACACCUACAGCCAACUAGCGCAGCUCAUAGAGCGUAUAACCAUGUCGCAAGUGGAAAGACCGGAACUGGUCAGCAAGGAGAUGAAGCCCACCAGCCUAGAAGAAAUGAUAGCUUUGACUCCGGCCGCUGCUUUGGCUGAAAUAUCGACUAAAUUGUUCGAUAAUCCCACUACUGGGUCGGGGAUCACGCAUAGGCACGCGGAGGCCGUGCUGGCGGCGGUGGGCGCGGUGGGCGCGGGCGCGGGCGCGGGCGCGGCGUGGGCGCGCGACGUGUGCGGCGCGGGCGCGGGCGCCGCCGCGUGGUGCCGCGUGGCGCUGUCGCCGCCCAGCCGCCCGCCGCCCGCCGACCACGCCGCCACGCUGCCGCUCUCGCACCGCCUCGCGCUCUCGCUCGAGGGCGUCGUGCUGCGCGGAAACAGUAAGAAGAAACCAAUGCGACAAGUGAAAGGUGUACAAAUAACCGUUACGGCCACACCUCACCCGCGAACCAAUGAAAAGACGGUAGAGCUGAGCAACAUACCGGCGAUCCUGUGCGGCGUGCAGACCGUGACGCCGGUGCGCGACUUCUUCAGCGCGCAGCAGCUGGUGAGCGUGCCGGCCGCCGGCCUCUACACCGUCGCCGUCGAGGCGGCCUUCGUCGACGAGCGGGGACAGCUGUGGAACACCGGGCCCAGGACCACUAUCGUGAUCAAGGCUCACGAAGACCCAAGCACAAAGGGAAAUACGCAAGCUACUAGAAGUCGUUUCUGAUACUAAAUUAAUUGUUAUGAUUUUUUUAUAUGCGAAGUGUAUUUUUAUAUGUAUUUUUACGAUGAAUAAAAAUUUC